Molecule: messenger RNA, 4942 nt
Organism: Pararge aegeria (speckled wood butterfly)
Lineage: Eukaryota; Metazoa; Arthropoda; Insecta; Lepidoptera; Nymphalidae
Gene: Blm
Product: Bloom syndrome protein homolog
Exons: 23
Coding region: 109-4221 (1370 amino acids)
Biological process (GO): double-strand break repair via homologous recombination; DNA replication
Cellular component (GO): nucleus; chromosome; cytoplasm
Molecular function (GO): four-way junction helicase activity; ATP binding; 3'-5' DNA helicase activity
Source: RefSeq, a predicted model, not a curated record
UUUACUUUUUGUUCUGCCGUUCUGCCGUUUUAUGUCACAUUUUAUUUCAGCGGGACUGCAAAUAAUUUAACAAUAAAUUAUUUGGAACGCAUAAGUUUGUGUAUAAUUAUGGCGUCAAAGAAGAAUUUAACUCUCAGCAGACAAAGUUCGAUCAAUGACUUCAUUAAAAAGUCUAACCAAGAUUCAAAACUAGUAUCUGGAAAUGGCGACCGCCUUAAUCAAAGCACGGAAAAGCGGUCAAAAUUUGUUUUUAAAUCAAAAUCAUCAAGUUCGACAUUCACACCACCAUUUAAAGGAAGUUUUACAACUGGGCAACAGAAGUCACUUACUAGCUCCAGAGAUAAGGAUCGACUAGAAUCAGCUGAGAUAUCUUAUCCAACGAGCACUCCAAAUAAACAAGUGGAAUCAAUCAAAAGCGAUAACAGAAUUAAUCAGAGUGAUAGCGAUGAUUUGUUUGAUGCUAUGGAUGUGGAUGAAAUGGCUGAAGCCACAGCAUUCAGAGGAAAUUCCAGAACACCACCCAGAACAAAUAUUUCCUUGACAAUAAAUUCCUCACCAAGUCCGUCUAAAAGUGACUCGAAUACAUCAGAAGUAAACUUUCUUAAAACUCCUAAAAAGUCUAGUCCCAAAGACAAGGACCCAUUGAAGAAUUUGCAUUUAGAUAGUUCCAUAUCUGGAUUUCUAUCGAGAAUAUCACAACACCGUCUUUUGAAGAAGCAAGAUAGAGAAAGGAAAUUUUCUGCCGAAGAAUUAGAAGAUUGUAGUAAAAUGUACAUUGAAUUACUAGAAAAAAUUAGCGACGCCUUCAAUAGAAUACCUAAUGUUAUUAAAGAGAAAUUUCCCGGUUACGAUAAAAACACGUAUAGCAAAAUGAACCAUUUGAAGGUUAAACUCAAAUCACUUUUACGAAGUAAUGCUAACAAUAAAAGGGAUAAACAUAAAAAUAAUUGUAAUUCAGAUGCUCAGCUUGUUAAUAUUGAUGAUAGUCAGAAAACACAAGAUAUGUCAACAUUUUAUGAUGAUGAAGGUGAUGAUGAUUUUAAUACCAAAUAUAGUAAAGAUAACAUUACAAAUAAAAAAACCAUAGAUGUAAGAGAACUAAAUCAUCCGAACACAUCUACUCCGGAUACGAUGUCACUUAAUAAACCUCAAUCAAAAAAAACAAUAUAUACAGAGAGUGUAGCUAAAAAAAUAUCACUACUUAAUAAUACACUGUCGCCUUGCAAUGGUGCUUUGCAAAAAAACACAGUUACUCCAGCUAAUUCGGACACGGAGUUAGAUGUAUCUGAUACUAAAAAGGGUAAAGGAAAAUUUGUAUUCAAGAGACCAUCAAGAUCAACUAUUGACGAUUCUAAUAAUUCUAGUGAUUCUAUACAAGUGCCUUCAAAUACAAUAGAGAGAGUGAAAAACGCAUCGGAGAGAUUGCAGCCUUUGCGUUUCGAGACAUCGGCGAAGUAUUCGCCGCUACCUAGCAGUUCUGUGCACUUCCAAGCUCCAUUGAUCAGUAAUUGUUCACCGGUACAACUCAAUGAAGAUGAGAUACAAAAAAGUAGUCCGAACGAAGAUUCUGAGGAUAUAGAUAAUUACCAGGUGCCCAUAAACUUGGACGACGAUACUGAUAUUUUUCCCGAAACGUACGAUGAAAGUGCGGUAACUGUUGAUGACUCUAUUCCGGGCACAAGUAAUGUUUGUUCGAAAAACGCUCAACUCCUCAUUGAUGAUGAAGGGUUCCCCAUAUAUAAUCCGGCAGAUUUUGAUGACAACGUCGUUUGUUCAGCCAAAGGAACAGAGGAGGUUAAUUUAGGAGAUCAAACGGUUGCGGAGAGUAGCAAGUACGAAGGAAUGGGCAACUUUCACACAGGCACGCAGAACGAUGGAAUAACAGGUGAAUUUGACGGAUUCCAGUACCCUCAUUCCGUCCCCAUGAUGGAGACCUUCAAAGAAAAGUUUGGUCUCAAAACUUUCAGGCCCAAUCAGCUGCAAGUGAUCAACGCGACUCUACUCGGCCACGACUGUUUCGUGCUUAUGCCCACUGGCGGCGGCAAGUCCUUGUGCUACCAGCUACCAGCUCUGCUGACCCCCGGCGUCACCAUCGUCAUAUCGCCGCUCAAAUCGCUCAUCUUGGAUCAAGUCAACAAACUGCUGUCUCUCGACAUACCGGCCGCACACCUCUCCGGCAGCAUAAGCCUGGCGGAAACCGACGAGGUGUACCACAAGCUGUGCAUGAAGGAACCGCUCAUCAAGCUGCUGUACGUCACCCCGGAGAAGGUCAGCGGCUCGCCCAAGUUGCAGGAGAUGCUAGACAUGCUGUACCGCAGGGACAAGCUGGCGAGGUUCGUGGUGGACGAAGCGCACUGCGUGUCGCAGUGGGGCCACGACUUCCGGCCCGACUACAAGCGGUUGCACAUGCUGCGGGACCGGUUCCCGAGCACCACCAUCAUGGCGCUCACCGCCACCGCCACGCCCCGGGUGCGGCUCGACAUCCUGCACCAGCUGAAGGUGAGAAAUUGCAAAUGGUUCCUAUGCAGUUUCAACAGGCCUAACCUCGCGUACCGGAUAUUAGAGAAGAAGCCGAAGAGUGUCAAUCAAGACGUCGCCAAUCUUAUAAAGCAGAAGUUUUUCAGGGACUCCGGCAUCGUGUACUGCCUGUCGCGCAAGGAGUGCGAGGGCCUGGCGCUGGACCUGCGGAAGGUGGGCGUGCAAGCGGCGGCCUACCACGCCGGCCUGGCCGACAAGAAGCGCGAGGAGGUGCAGACGGGCUGGCUGGCCGACCGCUACAAAGUGAUCUGCGCGACCAUCGCGUUCGGCAUGGGCGUGGACAAGGCGGACGUGCGCUACGUGGUGCACCACAGCCUGCCCAAGUCCGUGGAGGGCUACUACCAGGAGGCGGGGCGCGCGGGCCGCGACGGCGAGCCCGCCACGUGCCUGCUGUACUACAGCUACGGGGACGUGGUGCGAUACCGCCGCCUGCUGGACUUGGAGCGCAACACGACCGCGGACGCUCGGCGCGUGCACGAAGAGAACCUCCUGCGUAUGGUGGAGGUGUGCGAGAGUGUGACGGAGUGUCGCCGCUCGCAGGUGCUCGCGUACCUCGGCGAGCGCUUCCCCAAGGAGCAGUGCCGCGCCAACCGACUCUCCGCCUGCGACAGCUGCCUCAACGACCACGACUAUAAGCCGGUCGACGUGACGGAGGACUGCAAGGUGAUCGUGCGGUGCAUCCGCGCCGCGGGCCGCAGCUCGUUCACGCUGCUACACGUGGCCGAAGCCCUCCGCGGCUCCAACGCACAGCGCCUCUCCGCACUCCGCGACAGCCCGCUGCAUGGACGCUGCAAGUCCUGGCCGCGUGGGGACGCCCAGCGACUCCUGCGACAGAUGAUGGUUCGUCAGCUGCUGGCGGAGAAGCUCGUGGUCAACAACGACAUCGCCAGCGCGUACGUCCAGCUCGGGCCCAGCGUCGACAAGCUUAUGUCAGGCAAUUUGCGUAUCGUUUUCCCGAUGAAGAUCGAGCGCAAGGCGGCCCUGGUCACCACGGUGACGCCGGCGCAGACCAACGAUUCUCAUAUCGGGGAACUUAUCAAGAGACUGGAGGACCGCUGCUACGCCGACCUCGUCGAGGCUUGCAGGGAGAUGGCAGUGUCGCGCGGCGCGUCGCUGGGCGCGGUGUUCCCGCAGGCCGCCCUGCGCGCCAUGGCCGCCAGCCUGCCCGACAGCCCGGCCGCCAUGCUGGCGCUGCCGCACGUCACGCGCGCCAACUACGACAAGUACGCCGCGCGCCUGCUCGACCUCACCACCGCCUACGCCGUCGAGAAGCUGGGUAUCCUAAUGCAGUACGAAGAUGACCUUGAAGACAAGAAAUCUAAGGAAAAGGGAGAUGACUUUCAAGAAGAAGAGAACGACUCGGAAACCGACUGGAGCAGCCUAGCGAGGAACGCUGAGAACACCUCCACUAGCAGCGGGUCCAGGGGGAGGAAGACAUAUCGGGGCGGAGUCAGGAAACGGUACAAGCGCAAGGGUGGCUCGGCCGCGAAGGCGAAAGCAGCGCGCGGCGCAUGCGCGGCGCUCGCCCGCGGUAGAGCGCGCACGGCCGCCCGCUCGCCCGCGCGCAGCCGCCCCGGUACGAGCGCUAAUGCAUUAGGUACUAUGCCGAUGCCGCGAGCUAACAGCGCUGUUUUGAACACACGACCCGGCGUGUUCAAACCUUCAAAACUAAAUCUAAUAUAGGCAAUAAUAACAUUAUUAUUGCACUCGUGCCAUAAUAUUCUUUUGUUAUACGCAUUUCGUGUUUGGGUGUGGAACGCCCUUCUGAUUUCGAUGCUGCAUGAUUCUUAAAAUGUUUUUUUAUAAUAACAAUCGUAUACGUGUCGCUGGUAACUGUCGAAUUUAUGCGUAAUAUCUGACGAUUUAAGAAGUGUAUAAAUAAAAAUUAAAACUGUUUUAUAUUAACGACGACCUCCCUGGCGCAACCCUGAGCGCUGUGGAUAGCAGGGAUAAUUUCUGAAUUUUAUCAGGUCUGGUCUGGUGGGAGGCUUUGGCCGUGGCUAGUUACCACGCAGCAUUGAAGCAGCGUGGAGGGCCAAAGCUCUAUAUUGAUAUUUAUAGGAUGAUAGCAAUGAACCCUUCAUAUCACAAGUUAAUUCUUACACACUUUUAAAAACAGUUUAUACGUAACCAAAGUUGGCAAAGAUUUUGGAUUAGAGGCGUUACUUUGCGGAACACCAUGAUAUACUGUGAAAAUGAUGCUUAAUUUUCAUUGGAUUUCAGUUUUUUUUCUGUGGCGUUUUCCACAUAUAUAUACUCAAUUUUUUCAUUCCCAUCUUAUAGCGAAAACUAACUUUUCCUUACAGUAGUGUUAAGUUUGUUUUUAAAAUAUAUAAAACGUGUCAAAUUCAAGUUCGAAAAUGUUUUAUUCAUGUAGACCUUAUCACAGGCACUUGAAGCGUUA